Messenger RNA from Closterium sp. Yama58-4, 1302 nucleotides. NCBI's taxonomy places the organism in Eukaryota, Viridiplantae, Streptophyta, Zygnematophyceae, Desmidiales, Closteriaceae. The record is from the annotation of a GenBank genome assembly.
AUGGGUCUCUUUAGCGGUUUCGUAUCCCGGUCCUCAGGCUACCAUCCAGCGUCCAUUCUUGAGCACGAGUUCGAUUUCUCGGGCGCCAUAGGCCAGGGGCAGUUCGGCACGGUGUGGCACUGCUCGUCGCGCGCGACGAACCAACCCUUCGCGUGCAAGCAGAUUUGCAAGUCGCAAUUCUUGUCGCACAGCGACCACAUGCGACAGGUGUCGCGCGAAAUCGAGGCGAUGCAGAAGUUACAGGGCCACGCGAACGUUGUCGAUCUGCACAGCGUCUACGAGAACGACGCCUUUAUCUUCCUCCUCAUGGAACUCUGCCCCGACGGCGACCUUUUUAAACUCAUCUCCGAGCGAAACGGGCUGCCGGAGACCGAGGCGCGCUACGUUUUUAAGAGGGUCGCUCUCGCCGUGCAGCACUGCCACCGAAACGGAAUCGUCCAUCGCGACAUCAAGCCCGAAAACAUCCUCCUCCGCGAUCCGUCCCCCCCAUCCGAUGAGACAUCCACCGCCCACCCAUCCCUGGACGGGCCGAUUUGUCCUCUUCCGCACGCUCACGACACCGGUUCUUCCGCGGCGCUCGCCUGUGGCUGCGCGCCGAGCCGCGAGUGGGAAGUGAAGCUCGCCGAUUUCGGCCUGUCGAGGAGUCUCGACAAGGGGUCCCGCGUGCGAGGCCGCGUCGGGAGUUACCCGUACGAGGCUCCCGAGGUGGUCGCAUCUGAACCGUACGAUUGGUCUGCUGACGUGUGGAGUCUCGGGGUGUUGUUGUACACUAUGCUUGCUGCCAGCUGGCCGGAAUUUAAGGACGGACGGCGCGCGUUGAAUGAAGACGUUGACUGGUCGAGCCCGAGUUGGCGAUUGGUCAGCGACGCGGCGAAGAGCCUGAUUCGUCGCAUGAUGACGGUGAAGCCCUGCGAGCGACCCACAAUCGACGAGGUCUUGUGCGACGCGUGGCUAUGCGACGAGUCUAUUCUCGUCAACGCUCCCACGUCAAUUUAUGUAGAUGACAGCCACGCGAUGGCGUCAAUUGCUGUCGAAGUUACGAAGACCUUCGAAGCUUUCAAGUUCAUCGCCAGCCUACCGAGCGUGAAGAACUACAAGGAUGGAGUUUUAGUGGAAGAAGGCACGAACCUGCUGACCAUCAGCAACGAGCGGUCCUGUGAAGCUAAACAAGACACGGAGAAUCACCGCGUGGGGCGGAGCACUGAGAAGUUUCUGAACCAUUUUUGGCUUCCUGACAACGUGGAAGUCGAUAAGAGCGCUGCGUGCACUGAGACCGGCGUGCUCGCAGUGAUGGAUUCCUAG